AUGGUGGCGAUGAACCGAUUCACGGAGAGCACCUCCGCCGAGAGAGUGGCGGACGGAGUGCUAUCGGCGUUGCUGGAGGGCGCGUCAUGGGGGAGGGACAAGUCACCGGCGGAAACUGAUCCUGAACCGGAGGACGAGCCGCGAGCGUUGGCGCUGGUGACUGCCACGGCGAGAAGCAGGAGCUGGAAGACCUUCAUUGGGUUUGGAGUGGCGGUGGGGGAGAAAGACGAGCUUGGGGUGAUGACCAUCAGGGGCGAGGGUUUUGCCGGGAAUCACGUGGAGCUAGAAGCGAACACUGAGACCGUCAACUUCCAGCAGCAGGAGAUUGCCAUGCGACUACCUAAUGCCAUGUGA
This is a messenger RNA of Phytophthora sojae, 354 nucleotides long. RefSeq lists its product as hypothetical. Bases 1 to 354 code for a protein of 117 amino acids. The record is from RefSeq and is a predicted model, not a curated record. The transcript has 3 exons. Lineage: Eukaryota; Oomycota; Peronosporomycetes; Peronosporales; Peronosporaceae.